Messenger RNA from Anopheles darlingi, 3488 nucleotides. RefSeq names its product ubiquitin carboxyl-terminal hydrolase 30 homolog (gene Usp30). NCBI's taxonomy places the organism in Eukaryota, Metazoa, Arthropoda, Insecta, Diptera, Culicidae. The coding region runs from base 210 to 1817 and encodes 535 amino acids. The record is from RefSeq and is a predicted model, not a curated record. Gene Ontology annotation, molecular function: cysteine-type endopeptidase activity; cysteine-type deubiquitinase activity. Gene Ontology annotation, cellular component: cytosol; nucleus. The transcript has 3 exons. Gene Ontology annotation, biological process: protein deubiquitination.
UUUUCUUUCGUUGUAGGUAAGGAACCAAUCGAUAUAGAUAGCAACACGCAGCUCGCGGAAAUGUGUUAGGAAACUAAGAAUCAGUGUGAACUAUUCACUUUCCUUUAAUUUAAGAACGAUCAUGAUCAGUUUUACUUCGGAAAAUAACAUCUGAAAGUAUUCGAUAACUGUCCUGCGGGCUUAAAACAAUGUUACUCGUUUAAGCUGAUAUGGAAAGUGAGAAACUAUUGAUGGCCGCUGGCGUAACAGCGGCUGUUGUUGUAGGCGCAUUCGUUUUUUGGGGCCCUUCGGGCACGUCGAGAUUGCGUCAACGUCGCGGACAGAUUGCUGGUCUUCAUAACUUCGGUAAAACUUGCUUCCUUAACACUUUGCUACAAGCGCUAGCCGCCUGCCCUCACUUCAUUGCUUGGCUACAGCUGCAUAAUACAAAGGAGAAGAAGAGCCUCGUAUCAUCUCUGCAAAAUGUAUUAGAAGUGGUAAACGGGACCCAUCCUACACUGAGAGGCGAUCCCUACGCACCGGGUGCUGUAAUCCGGGCUCUGAAUUCGUUAGGCUGGGUUAUCUCGCCAGAGGAACAUGACGCCCAUGAAUUACUGUUGGUGUUGCUUAAUUCGCUUGAGGAAGAAGUUUCGAAGCCGCGCAAAAUUGGUUGUCUCUCGGAUGCGCUCGAUUAUGAUAAAGGAUGCCCAACGAUGCCUGCCCGUCCAUCUAGCGCAAUGCUAUCGGAUUUCUGUAACGCCGAGUACGGCGAAUCGACUAACUUGAUGCGCUACUCUCGAUCGGAAGCUCACACUCCAGAUUCGCCGCAUUCUGUGUGUACUGAGCACGAAGAAUCGCAAGACAACUCGCUGGCGCUCGAGUACGGCACAUCUGCAUUGAUUACAGCCGCCUUGGGUGCAUCUAGUCACCCAUCGUGUCAGGAAACAGACAACCUGCUGCAGGCGCCCGGUCACAAUCAACAUUCGGUCUCAUAUCGCUCUCUCGAGAGGCUCAAUCGUGGACCUGGCCGAGUUUCAGUAUGGAGUGAUCGGCAGCAGAACCAAAUACCGCAUCCAUUUCGCGGCGGACUUGGAAGCCAGUUGUGUUGCUCCGGGUGCGGCCAUAAAUCGACUGUACGGUACGACAAAUUUGACAGCAUUACGCUCCCUUUGCCAUCGACUGUUACACCUGGUUUAGGGCUUGGAAAUCUUCUAUCUGACUUCAUACAACCGGAAUCUAUCGCUGCGGUACUAUGUGGAACGUGUGGUGAGACUGAGACACACACGAAAACACUCACCUUUAGUAAAUUGCCCGCCUGUCUGUGCAUACAUAUAGCUCGCACCACGUGGCACGCAAGUGUUGGACGAGCACAGAAGCGAAUUGACAAUGUGCAUUUCCCAGAAACAUUGUCCAUGGCACCGUAUAGCUUCGUGCAGCCUGGCUUGAACAGCAAUAUCGGUACACCAUGGGGUAGCACCUCCUCCCUAUACCACAUCGGAAUGAACGGCACGCCACAAGAUACGGGGAGCCAAAUGGCUGAUAGCCAACCGGACUAUUACGGUGGAACUAGCGACGGUGGGGUGGCAUCUAACAUGAAUUUCAGUUCUUACACAUUCGGUGCUAUGUUCCCGCGGAAUCUUUACCGACUUCUUGCCGUUAUAGUGCACUCCGGCGAGGCAAACGAAGGUCACUUCGUGACUUAUAGGAGAGGAGCACUGCGAAAUUCUUACAAGUGGUACUACACGUCAGAUGCUGUGGUUCGUGAGGUUCCAAUCGAAGAGGUGCUGAACAGCUCCGCUUACAUGCUAUUUUACGAUCGCAGCACUAAAACACGCUAAAUUAUAAAUCAAUUGAUGGCAACAUGGAGAAAGCCCAAAACGCUGGAUUGGUAAUAUUUAUAUACUUGGCUUCAAACAUAAAUGUUAUGUUUGAAAUAUUGAAAGGAAUAGGCAGUUAAAAAUUUUGGGAAAACUUGCACUUCGUACAGUUAUGCGAUAAACGAUAGUUCAUCUAUAAACUGUUCAUGUUUCGCACACGGUGCUCAUAAAAAAGAGCCCUUACGUGGGCAAAAUACAAAAUUUAGGGGUCUAUUCCAGUAAGGCGAUAGCUAAGGCCUGAGGCAUUUACACCAUUGUUAGAACACGUUCAGGCGUUACCUAUCACAGGAAUAGGUACCGUAAUCUUUUUUCGAUGUACAUUAAUUCGAUUUCAUGUGAAGACUUCGUUCCGGAAUAAGUACUGGUUAGUGCUUCGUAGGUCCGUAGUUUUUGUUUACGGCUGAAUAUGCUGAAGGUUCCAAAUUCACUAGCUUUCACCAGUGAUUGUUAAAUGUAAUUAGGGAAUACGCAGUAACUCAUAUAGCCCCAUUCUUCCGAUAUGUUAGCCGUUGCUUUACAAUGAUAAUUUAUGGUGUCAGUCAUAGAUAGAUGUUAGUUGACAGAUUUUUGAUCGGAUUAAGAUUAGGAGAUCCGUUAAACGCUUUUGUAUGCUUUUUGGUAUAUUUUGGGUGGUUGUCUUGUGUUGUCUAGUUCAGAACGCCAAUUUUUACCGAAUUUCAUCCUCGACAUAAAACAUUCAACGACAUUUUAUCUGGUAAUCUUUCAAUUUUCCAAAAUGUUACCAUACUUAAUUGCCAUGAUUAUCGGUAUGAAUAUGCAAUAUACACGCCAGUUCUCGUCAACAAUUCUGCGGCUUUUUUUUCGUUCUUUCAAAACUAAUAAUGGAAAAUGCAAUCACACUUGCCGCCACCGCAUCAUGCAUACAAUGGUUUAAUGGUACAGUGUUGUACAAAUGUCUAGAAUAACUAUUUUUGAUCACUAUAAAAUAAAAUUCACGAAAAUAUAAGUGCUAAUUUCAUUUAUGGUUUAUUUAUUUCAUUACAAGCAGCAUUUCGGUUGUCGUAUUCAAGCUGCUUUUUCAUACCACAAGACGGAAAAGCUAUAUACUGUCGACAUAUGGGCUAUACUGAAGUUUUGAGAUUUUUUUUUUCAUGUUUUGGAAUCAUUCCAUCGCUUCUUGCUGAUGCUACGGCCUCAAGCCUGCCACACAUAGGAUGCAGCAGCUACUACGAUCCGUGUAAAAUCACAGGAUGGCCGCAACUGCCGCAUCCAAAGGCGUGUGGAGCCGGAAAAAAUGAAUUGUGGCGUAAUAUUUGAAUUACGGUGUAAUUAUUUCGGUUCCGUUUUUGGUUUCUGGUGAAGUUAUGCAAAAAUACAGUGACUGUUAAGCAUUAUUUUCUUGAUAAAUAAAAAAAUAUAGUUAUAGAUUAAGAUAUUGAACGAUUGCACAUAUUUCUUCCUAAACUAUUUACUCAUUCGACUGCCGAGAGGCUACUGUACUGCAAAAAUAUAAAUAGGCUACUGUACUGCAAAAAAAAAUAUAUAAAUCCCGAAACAUGAAAAUCUUUCUCAAAACUACAGUGCACACCAUAUUUCUGAAAGUACAUACUUCCUUCUUGUGGUAUAACGAUCAAAAAUAGUUAUUGUAGACAUUAGCACAACACUGUAUUC